CGUUCUGUAGUCGCCAAUAAUACUGUGUCAUGCGGUACUAUCUUUUUCGAAGGUUGACAUGUCUUGAUAUUCACACAGCAUAACUGGCUGCCUGACCAUGAAACUGCUACAUAGGUAAAAAAGGAAGGGUUGUAUAAAAGUGUAUACUGUGGAAAUGGCUAUGACAAACAACUUGCGUUUUGUGUCGCGUUUAAAAGCCUUUCGGUGUUUUGAACCGAUUACAAGAUUAAAUAGAAACGUCGGUACUCAAAAUGCGAAUCCUGAAAUCACGCACUUUGGGUUUAAAAAUGUAACUGUAAAGGAAAAACCUAAGAAAGUGAAUGAAGUUUUUGACAGAGUGGCGGGAAAUUACGACUUAAUGAAUGACGUCAUGAGCGCUGGAAUACACAGGUUGUGGAAAGAUCGACUCAUCACCGUUUUAAACCCUUGUGACAAAACUAAACUUUUGGAUUGCGCAGGGGGGACAGGGGACAUUUCUUUUCGCUUCAUCAAAAGGGUCAAACUACAGCAUGAUUGUCCUGAACCGAAUGUAACUGUGUGUGAUAUAAACCCAAAUAUGCUGGAAGUUGGCAAGCGACGAGCAGAGACUCAAAACUUACAUUUAAAGUGGGUUUGUUGCAGUGCAGAUGAUCUUUGCUUCCCUGGCGCCUCAUUUAAUGCAUACACAAUUGCUUUUGGAAUUCGUAACUGCACACACAUUGAUAAAGUACUAAAAGAAGCUUAUAGGGUAUUGGAACCUGGAGGAAGGUUCUUGUGCCUGGAGUUCAGUGAGGUUGAAAACCCCUACCUUAGAAACUUGUACAAUACAUACUCUUUCCAAGUGAUACCUGUGAUGGGUGAAGUCAUUUCUGGAGAUUGGAAAUCUUAUCAGUAUCUUGCUGAGAGCAUCCGGAAAUUUCCCUCAAGAAGUCAGUUUUCUCAAAUGAUGCGAGAUGCUGGCUUUCAAAAUGUUUCGUGUGAGAGUUUAACCUUUGGUGUAUGUUCCAUUCAUUCAGGCUUCAAACUGUAAGAUGAAUGCUGCUGUAAUGCAAAUAUAGGUUUUGGAAAUUUUAGACACAAUGUGCUUAAAACAAAAAUAUUUUAUGGUUAUGCUUAAGCAUACUGUUUAAUACAUGAAAGAAUAAAUGUAAUACAUACCAUAUGUUAAAGAAAGGAACACUGAUAGACUUUGAAUUUUGCGAUUUGUGGUUAUUUUAUUAUUGUUUAAAAAGAACCCAUAACCAUUAGCUUAUAAUUUCUUCUUUCACUUUCCAAUUCACAAUUUCA
This is a messenger RNA of Ciona intestinalis (vase tunicate), 1266 nucleotides long. NCBI's taxonomy places the organism in Eukaryota, Metazoa, Chordata, Ascidiacea, Phlebobranchia, Cionidae. The record is from RefSeq and is a predicted model, not a curated record.